Molecule: messenger RNA, 621 nt
Organism: Orbilia oligospora ATCC 24927
Lineage: Eukaryota; Fungi; Ascomycota; Orbiliomycetes; Orbiliales; Orbiliaceae
Exons: 1
Coding region: 1-621 (206 amino acids)
Source: RefSeq, a predicted model, not a curated record
AUGUCGUCCCCCCACUCAGCAUCCUCGAUCCAUAGCUUGAUUAAUCAAGCUCUAGGUGUCUCUGGAAACACAACCUCAGACAAUUUCAUAUCGAAGUCCCUUGAUGCUAGAACAGAUGCUUCUUCCCGAUCGCCGCAAACUACCUAUGCUGACCUUUCUAUUAUUGCCUCACCGAACGAAACCCGUUCCGGCCCCAUUGGCAUAUCUCAACAUCCACUUGGAAACAUUACCGAAGCCGCUUCAACCGAGACAUCCGCCGGUAUAGCUCCACAGCAUCUUCAAUUCAACACAUUCUCACACCAGACUCCCUUGAAUAAUCCCCAAUAUCUCCACCGAGGCGGUGGUGAGAGUAGGAACGCCCUACUUUUCUCGCACACUUUUACUACGGCGGAUACACCCGUCCGGGACGGUUACGAAGCUCUUGUUUCGUCAAUGCCCAUUGCGUUAUUCAUUCCACCCCGGCAUAUCCCAGAACUAUGGAUUUUCCCAGCUCCACAAUCGUCUGAUGAUCCUAAUUCUGAUUUGCGAACGGACCCAUACGCUCUGCAGCGUUAUCUUGCAGAAUCUUACACCGAAGAUCCAUAUCCGUUCCGGUGCAGAUUACAACUCAGAGGGCCGUAG